AAGGAAGAGGAGAGGGGGGCACGACUCGAGAGAGAAGAGGAGAGCGAGGGUGGGAAACUGGGAAUGGUCUCCACUCUGCAGCCAGCCCAGCCGUCGCAGCCUCUCCUCUUCGCCGCCCAGGUCUUAGGUGAUUGAACUAGAAGAAAGAAAAGGUUGGGUUAUCAUGGGUAUUUCAUCUAAGUGGAUUAAAUCACUGGUUCGCAUAAGAAAGCAAGAAAAGGGGAAGACUUCACAAAAUCAAGAAACAACACAGACUACCGAGAGCAGUGAAACCAGCUCUGUUGCUGGACAGCUACACAAACGAAAGCAUUCUCUAGAUUCUGCACUAGAAGAACUUGCAGUACCUAGUGAUACAUCCAAUGAUGACAACAACACGGAGAUGGUUCCAAAUUCCAUUUCUUCAGAAUGUACAUCACUUGAUGUGCAUGUUUCUCAGACUGGAGAAUUUUCUAGACUAGAGGAUUUGGCUGCAACAGUUAUUCAGUCUGCAUUUCGGUCGUUCUUGGCUCAGCGGGCUUUACGGGCGCUGAAAGGUAUAGUUAUACUGCAGGCCCUUGUUAGGGGCCAUAUUGUGAGAAAGCAGACAGCAGAAACACUUCAGUGUAUGCAUGAGCUGGUAAGAGCUGAAGCUCGUGUCAGAGCAAGAGAAGUUGGUGUUGCUUUAAAAAGCCAGAUUGCACGGAAAAAGGUCCCUGAACAAGAUGAUAGUGAGAAUCACGUUCGAGAAAUUGAGGAGGGCUGGUGUGGCGGUACUGGUUCCGUGGAAGAAAUACAAGCUAAAGUACUUAAAAGGCAGGAAGCUGCGGCGAAACGCGAGAGAGCAAUGGCAUAUGCGUUGACUCAUCAGAGGCAAGCUGGUUCAAGGCAACAGAAACCUACAAAUCUGCACGGACUCGAACCUGAUGACAACCACUGGGGAUCAAACUGGGUAGAGAGGUGGGUUGCUGCACGUCCAUGGGAGAACAGGUUACUUGAAAAUAAUCCUAAAGAGAGCAUGCCGACGUGCGAUGAUAAUCAGCAUGAGGAAACAAAGUCUCAGGCCAUACCAAAGGUCAAACUGCCAACUUCAAAUACUCCUAAUGGCCUGAACAAGAAGAAAGGUGCAAACCACAAGAAGUCUUAUUCUGAUGUAAAUUUUACUUCAUUCGGACGAUCACGUGUACUUCCAUCCACCUCUUUGGGAUCGUCCAAACAGAAGCCGAAGUUGGUAGAUGAGGGCUUUGAGGAAGUCAGCUCGCAGCCCAUAGAUAUAGCUUCUUCAUCUGCGCUCAAUCAGAAAGAUAAGCGUUUGCAGCUCAACACAUCAGCCAAGAAGCGGCUCUCCCUGCCAAAUAAUGUUAGCGAGGGAGCAGUGAAGGGGACGAACAGCAAAAAACCGAUGAAUCGAUCUGCCAGCGCUAAGUCUGACCUGAAACCUCGGGCGAGCGCUCCUAACCAAGACCUGAAGCAAGUUGAGUUACAUGGCUGAAUUGCACAUACCCUUUCCAAUCUGACUUGGGCAAAUCUGAUCUGUUCCUGGUGUUUCGUUUCUCCAGCUGUGCAGGCUACAUCUCCGUACAUAGAUUUUUUUUUUUUUGAAAAGUUUGUGCAUCUAGGUUGACGGUGUGUGUCUAUAUUCCCAUUUUGCGAGGUUCUGGCUAUAAUGAUAUAUGUUAUCUUUGUUGUUGUUGUUGUUGUGGUUGUUGAUUUUUCUUAUGUUUUACCCUCUUGUAUGUUGUUCUACCUGCUGAAUCAAGCGUUUAUGUUGUUGUGAUGACAAACA
Messenger RNA from Lolium rigidum, 1762 nucleotides. RefSeq names its product protein IQ-DOMAIN 5-like. Bases 164 to 1468 code for a protein of 434 amino acids. The record is from RefSeq and is a predicted model, not a curated record. Gene Ontology annotation, molecular function: protein binding. The transcript is spliced from 7 exons. Lineage: Eukaryota; Viridiplantae; Streptophyta; Magnoliopsida; Poales; Poaceae.